AUGGCUCCGGUUCUGCUACCAUGUAUGAUUGAGAGGUGGCUCAUCCCUCUUCCUCCCGAACUAUUGCCGCUCGGCUUUCCUCAAGAUCGAGCCUCUGUCACGGUGUCUUCUCCUUUCCCUGAACCUACGGUCCCUCCCGACUCUCUCCUUCCAGAUUUUCCAUCCCCUCUCGUUCGAGCCUCUGUCCCGGCUUUCGCGACGUCUCUUCCUCUCCCCGAGUGCAAUUUCCAGAUCUAUAUGGUUGUAUGGUUGAAGUCUCAACUCACCUUUCAAAACUCAGGCAAUUCAUCCGCAAUGAUAGAUCCAGGCAAAGUUUGUUCCUCCUCUGAAGGAGGUGUUCUUCCGUUGUUAGGAACCGUCCAGCUGGCUGGAGUAACCUCUGACGGUCUUUCCCUUGUCGACUCCAACAUUUGUGUUUUGGGCCUUAAAAAUUCCUUUGGGGUGGGCUGUAAAAAUUCCUUCGGUGUCGUGGGCCUCUCUAUGGGAUUGCAUUGGGCAAUGAAGAAGAAUGGACAAAAAGCCCAUGUCCCUCCAUCCAAAGUGGUCGUUGAAUUUACCCGAAGAUCAAUUCCAACUUCAAUCUCAAUCCUCGUGAAGUCCAAGCUCAGGAAAAUUUUCUGGAUUCUCAAAUCCUGUAAUUUACUCUCGGUGGAAGAGUUCAGUUCCACCUUCUUCCAUCUCUUUGAGACUGGUCGUAUCUUCUUCCCUCUCUUGGAUGGAGAGUGGUCGAAUUUGCGAGCUUUAAGCCGGGACUUUCAAAGUCACAUUGGAAAGUGA
Molecule: messenger RNA, 777 nt
Organism: Arabis nemorensis
Lineage: Eukaryota; Viridiplantae; Streptophyta; Magnoliopsida; Brassicales; Brassicaceae
Source: the annotation of a GenBank genome assembly